AUGCCGAUGGGAAGAUUUCUAUCUCUGGUUCGAGGAGAAUCGGCUGAGCCACCUCGUGAGAUUACCUCACACAGUAAUCUCAUCGGCGAGUCUGGUUCUAAUGGUUGGCUUAUUAGGUUUUUCGAUUCUGCUUUCUUCUGUGAGUGGAUUGCAGUCAGUUAUCUGUACAAGCACCCACAUGCUGGUGUUAGGGAUUACUUAUGCAAUAGGAUGUAUACACUUCCCUUGUCAGGUAUUGAGAGCUAUCUGUUCCAGAUUUGCUACAUGAUGGUUCACAAACCAAGCCCAUCUCUUGAUAAGUUUGUAAUAGAUAUCUGUGGCAAGUCACUGAAAAUUGCACUGAAAGUGCAUUGGUUUUUGUUGGCUGAGCUGGAGGAUUCUGAUGAUAAUGAAGGCAUCAGCAGGAUUCAAGAGAAGUGCCAAAUUGCAGCUACUUUGAUGGGUGAGUGGUCUCCACUUAUGCGUCCACAGAAUGAGGUCUCAACCCCUGGGAGCAAGAAUCAGGUCCUAAGUAGACUUUUGUCAUCAAAACAGAAGCUAUUUUCUUUGAAGUUAUCUCCUCCCACCCAGAAGUCUUUGUCAUUUUCACCUUCGCCAGGGGCCAUCGUACACGAUGAUGGUAGUCAAUUACCUGCUGAGGACAAUAAGAUUUUUAAGAAACUUAUCCCAAGCCCUAAAGUCAGAGAUGCUUUAAUGUUUAGAAAGUCAGUUGACAAAGAUGAUGAAGAGAGUGAAAAGGAAGGAUUCUUCAAGAGGCUCAUGAGGGACAGCAAAGGUGACGGUGAUGAACCAACAUCUAAUUCAGAGGGUUUCUUUAAGCGCCUUUUGAAAGACAAUAAAUCAGAAGAUGAGGACAUAACAAACAGUUCCGAGGGUUUCUUCAAAAGGCUCUUGAGUAGCAAAGGCGAAAGUGAGGAAUUGACAUCGAGUUCAGAUGGGCUGUUUAAGAGGUUGUUACGAGAUAACAAGGGCGAUGAAGAGGAAUUGAGUGCAAACUCGGAGAGUUUCUUCAAGAGGUUAUUACGGGAAAAUAAAAACGAGGACGAGGAGUCAAAUGCAAACUCAGAAGGGUUCUUCAAGAAACUAUUCCGUGACAGCAAACCUGAGGAAGAUAAAGUUCCUAAAGCAAUGGAUGAUGAGGACAAAGAUGGGUUCCUGAAGAAACUUUUCAAGGAAAAAUUUGAUGACAAAAGACAAGGUAAUGAAAAGAAUGAGACCAAUGGAACAGUGCUUGCUGAUGAUAAAGCUGGUGAAGAGGAUGAAAGGGAGGGGUUUUUUAAAAAGUUCUUUAAGGAUAAGCCUGACGACAAGAAAGACACUGUCAAAGCCGAUGAUGGGAAUGAAAGCGAUGGUGAUGAAUCUCCAGAAUUUUCUCUGUUCAAAAGAUUAUUCCGUAUACAUCCAGAAGAUGCAAAACCUACUUCAGAAAAUGAAAAUAGCAGCAAUGGCUUAGUUGAAAGCAGUCCUGGGACAGAGAACUUUUUCCGUAAACUGUUCAGAGAUCGUGACCAGUCUGUUGAAGAUUCUGAACUAUUUGGAUCAAAGAAACACAAGGAGAAGAGGCCAGGUUCACCUAAACAGCGAGAUGAUACUCCAUCUGGUAAGCCCCCACUACCAAACAAUACCGCAUCACAGUUCAGAAAAGGUGCUUACCAUGAAUCGUUGGAGUUUGUACAAGCGCUGUGUGAAACAUCAUAUGGUUUGGUAGAUAUUUUUCCCAUCGAAGAUCGGAAGUUUGCUCUUCGGGAGUCUCUUGCAGAGAUCAAUUUUCAUUUAUCUGAAGCUGAAACCACCGGAGGAAUUUGUUUUCCAAUGGGGAGAGGAGUUUAUCGUGUUGUUCAUAUUCCUGAAGACGAAUCCAUUCUUUUGAACUCUAGGGAAAAGGCACCGUACAUGAUCUCCGUAGAAGUUUUGAAAGCGGAAACACCCAGUGCUAAAGAUACAUCUAACUCCCAGAAGUUAUCUAAAGGUGGCAUUCCAUUGGCAAACGGAGACGCAUUCUUGCAAAAGCCACCCCCAUGGGCAUAUCCACUAUGGACUACUCAGGAGGUUUAUCGAAACAGUGCUGACCGAAUGUCGCUAUCCACUGCCCAAGCAAUUGAUCAAGCAAUGACUCCUAAGACAGAGGUGAAGGUGAAACUUGUCAAUGUAAGCCUCUCAGUGGAGAGUCGCACUUCAUCUUUUGAAUCACUGAGUGAUCCAUUUGAUGAUGUUCUGGCUGAGGCCCCAAAAACCGGGGCGAAAACUGAUCUUGAAUGGGUAAGGGUGGUCGUGACGGCUGACCCAGGACUUCAAAUGGAAAGCAUUCCUGAUCCAGCAGUCCCGCGUAAAAAGGAACAUCGCCGUGUUCCAAGUACUGUUGCCAUGGAGGAAGUAAGGGCUGCUGCAGCGAAGGGAGAGGCACCUCCAGGCCUUCCUCUCAAAGGGGCUGGUCAGGAUUCGUCAGAUGCACAACCAAGGGCCAAUGGUGGAAUGCUUCAGGAAGGUGAUGCCUUAUCAGGUGAACUUUGGGAGGGAAAGCGGGAGAGAAUUCGUAAAGUUUCAGUAUAUGGCAAAUUACCUGGUUGGGACCUGCGUUCUAUCAUUGUGAAGAGUGGUGACGACUGUCGGCAGGAACAUCUUGCUGUGCAACUCAUUUCUCACUUUUAUGAUAUAUUCCAAGAAGCAGGUCUACCUCUGUGGUUGCGUCCUUAUGAAGUCUUGGUCACAUCUUCGUAUACUGCCCUAAUAGAAACAAUUCCAGAUACGGCUUCUAUUCAUUCUAUCAAAAGUAGAUACCCCAACAUCACAAGCCUACGUGAUUUCUUUGCUGCAAAGUAUAAAGAAAACUCUCCGAGUUUUAAGCUCGCGCAGAGGAAUUUUGUUGAGAGUAUGGCCGGAUAUUCUUUGGUCUGUUACCUUCUGCAGGUAAAAGAUCGGCAUAAUGGAAAUCUUCUCUUGGAUGAAGAGGGUCACAUUAUACACAUUGAUUUUGGCUUUAUGCUUUCGAAUUCUCCUGGUGGUGUAAACUUUGAGAGUGCUCCAUUUAAGUUAACCCGGGAACUUCUUGAGGUCAUGGAUUCAGAUGCUGACGGGGUUCCAAGUGAGUUCUUUGACUACUUCAAGGUGCUAUGCAUUCAAGGAUUCCUUACAUGUCGAAAGCACGCUGAGCGAAUUAUCCUCUUAGUUGAAAUGUUACAGGAUUCGGGUUUCCCUUGCUUCAAAGGCGGUCCACGAACCAUUCAAAACCUAAGAAAGCGAUUCCAUCUAAGCUUAACCGAAGAGUUUGCUCUCGUUCUCUUUUUUUGUUUGGGUUGGAUCACGAAACUAGCAAUGUGUCUCUUUGGUGCUUUCUCUCAUAAGCAGUAG
This is a messenger RNA of Arabis nemorensis, 3348 nucleotides long. The record is from the annotation of a GenBank genome assembly. Lineage: Eukaryota; Viridiplantae; Streptophyta; Magnoliopsida; Brassicales; Brassicaceae.